Messenger RNA from Manis javanica (Malayan pangolin), 3542 nucleotides. RefSeq names its product DNA polymerase delta 3, accessory subunit (gene POLD3). NCBI's taxonomy places the organism in Eukaryota, Metazoa, Chordata, Mammalia, Pholidota, Manidae. Gene Ontology annotation, molecular function: DNA-directed DNA polymerase activity. Gene Ontology annotation, cellular component: delta DNA polymerase complex; nucleus. Gene Ontology annotation, biological process: DNA synthesis involved in UV-damage excision repair; DNA strand elongation involved in DNA replication; nucleotide-excision repair, DNA gap filling. The record is from RefSeq and is a predicted model, not a curated record.
GUUUGGCCCCCCGACGGCCGCCGUAGUGCGUCGCCUUUGUUGCCGUGGGAAACGGCCCGAGACCUGUGAGGGAGGAAAGACGUUUCCCGCCGGCGGGAGCUGCGGUUGUGGCGGCUGGAGCAGCUCAAAGGCGGCGGAGCCCAACGCCGAAGCACCAUGGCUGACCAGCUUUAUUUGGAAAACAUAGACGAGUUCGUCACGGACCAGAACAAGAUCGUGAGGAGCCAGGACUGGGGACUGGCUGUGACGUACAAAUGGCUGAGCUUUACACUAGGGGUUCAUGUUAACCAGGCCAAACAGAUGCUGUAUGAUUAUGUUGAAAGGAAGCGAAAGGAAAAUUCAGGAGCCCAACUGCAUGUCACCUAUUUAGUGUCUGGCAGUCUGGUUCAGAAUGGAUAUUCCUGCCACAAGGUUGCAGUAGUGAGAGAAGAUAAAUUGGAAGCAGUGAAGUCCAAGCUAGCUGUGACUGCCAGCAUCCAUGUGUACAGCAUCCAGAAAGCCAUGUUAAAGGACAGUGGGCCUCUGUUCAAUACCGACUAUGACAUCCUUAAAAGCAACUUGCAGAACUGCAGCAAGUUUAGUGCCAUACGGUGUGCAGCUGCAGUCCCUAGAGCUCCUGUGGAAUCCUCAUCUUCUGAAAAGUUUGAGCAGUCAAAUCUUCAGGCAUCAAAUGAGACACAAGCCCAUGAAUUGAAGACCAAUGGUCAUGGCCCACCUACCUCCAAACAGAUUUCUGAGCAGCCCAAAGGAAUUAUGGGAAUGUUUGCCUCUAAAGCUGCUUCUAAAACCCAAGAUACCAACAAGGAAACCAAAACAGAGGCUAAAGAAGUAACAAAUGCAUCUUCAGCAGGCAGUAAGGCACCAGCGAAAGGGAAUGUGAUGAGCAAUUUUUUUGGAAAAGCUGCUCUAAAUAAACUUAAAGUUAAUUUGGAUUCAGAACAAGUAGUGAAAGAAGAAAAAAUAGUGGAGCAACCUCCAGUGUCUGUCAUUGAACCAAAGCUGGCAGCCCCUGCAGGCCUGAAGAAAUCCAGCAAAAAAGCAGAGCCUGUUAAGAUGCAGCAGAAGGAAAAAAAAAGGGGGAAGCGAGUGGAGUUAUCUGAUGAUGAAACAAAAGAAACUGAAAACUUGAGAAAAAAGAGAAGAAGAAUCAAACUUCCUGAGUCUGAUAGCAGCAAAGAUGAAGACUCUCCUGGGGUUUAUGAAGCUGAGUCUCCAUCUCCACCUCCUCCUCCUUCUCCAUCUCCUGAACCAGUGCCCAAGACGGAGCCAGAACCGCCUCCUGUCAAGAGCUCAAGUGGAGAAAAAAGAAAACGAAAGCGUGUGCUGAAAUCUAAAACCUUUGUGGAUGAGGAAGGCUGCAUAGUGACUGAAAAAGUCUUUGAGAGUGAAUCCUGCACAGACAGUGAAGAGGAGCUUAAGACAAAGACUUCCUCUGUACACAGACCCCCUGCCAUGACUGUGAAAAAAGAACCCAAAGAGGACCGUAAGGGCCCCAAAAAAGGGACUGCUGCUCUGGGCAAAAUCAACAGACAAGUGUCCAUUACCGGCUUCUUCCAGAGGAAGUGAGCUGCCUUCUCUGUUAGGUCAGAGGUGUGGAGUGGUCAAGGGAGAAGACCAAGACAUACAGACUCUCGCUUACUGUGUAAGUUCAUCCUGCACCUCACCUCCCCUGUAUCAAAAGACUGUUCCUCCUGUGAGAUUUAUAUUGUUUCCAAUUUUUAACCGAAAGAAAAUCACCUGAAAACAAGUGGCAGAAGGAUAUUUAAAAUGCUGUUACAUUCUGAUGACAUUUUAAAGCACAUCUUUGACCUGUCCAAAAGAAUUCACUCCCAAAAUAAAUUGGAACAGGUUUCAGAAUGAUCACUGAAGCCAUUUAGUUGCUAAUCCACUGUGCCCUACCCACCCUAUGUCCUGAUCCACUGAUGGCUUGGACGUGUUCCUCCUUGUUCCUUUCCAUUUGUGGACUUGUGUAUCUCUGAAGUUUACUGGGUGUGUUUACCACUACCCCCUGCCUCUUUCCCUUCUCUUUCAGCCUCCAUCCCUUCCUCAAUACCACACUUCUGUGUGAAGCUGUUUUCUGUAAGUCUUUUAAAUCUUGGUUGGAUGAAAGACUAAAACAAAAAUCUCCCUGUGAUCCUCUUUUCUUCCAUUAUACAGUGCACCGAUACCUGGCUACAGACCAGUGCGUUACUGUGUUCUAUCCCUUUCACAAAAGCUCUCUAACCUUCCUUCAUAGUUAGUGGUUAGGGAAAAGUCUCAGGCAGAGCACAAUAGAAAUGUAAUGAUGUGUUCAACUCCAACAGAAAUUACUUAGCAUUGAUGAUAUUAGAGGAGUCGUCAAGUUGCUGACACAGGGCACACUUUUCAUUGCUCUUUGCGAUUUUUGUCUGCCCCCCUCUCUCUGACUCUCAAUACUCGGAGAGUGAAAUCCAUAGGAUGACGUGAAGGAUAAAAAAGAAUCCCUUUGUACAUAUACUAUACAACAUUUAAGUAAAAUUUCUCCUUCUCAAGGAACCUGUGUUCAGAAACAGUCAUUUUCCAGGAAGGUAACAAGGCCAGAGGUAAAGCAACUUAAAUACAGAGGUUGUUCUUCUGUAUUUUUAACACUCUCAUUUACCUAAAAGUACAGGCUGCCCAAGAAGAAAUGGAGAGACUGAGUUGUUCAUAGGUUUAAAUGGCAAGUAAAAACAUUUUCAUUUGUUACUUAGGGAAAAUCAUCUAUUCCAAUGAUAACUUUUAUGUGACCUCCCUUACUGCUGGAGAGUGAAGCUCAGUGGAUCGAAGUGGUAUGGCAGUGACCUUGCGUAGUGAGCUCUGGGGAAAGAACACGGCCUGGACUGCUGGUGUGAGUCAUGUCUAAUAGAUGAGGGAUGUCUGACUUCGUCCUUGGGCUUUAGCCUGGUAUAUGUCGUGAUGCGGUCAGCUGUCUACUGUGUAAGGUUAGGAUUGUGACUGACCUUGGAUUAAUAUGAGCAUCUUCAGCAGCCGUCUCCCCAGACUCCAGCCAGCACCCCAUGGACUUGAUUAAGAAUAGAAGUUUGGGAGAUGAGUACUGGCAUUAUGUCUAAGACUUGAGAAGGCAGAGUCUUUGUACAGCAAGCAAAAUAAAGGUUGACUUUAUUUUUAAACCUCUUUCUUCUUAAAAUGUGAAAAUAUGGAAAGUUUGGCCUUCCCUUUACUAAGAACUUCUGGAGAGGAAUCCCUUUUCAAUGGUUAUUUUUGUCAUUUCCUUCAGUCAUUUUUCUAAAUAGGAAUGGGAAAUUAAAGAGAAAAACAAUCCAGUCUUUUUUUUUUAAUUAUUAUGCUAGGACCUCGAAUAAAACUGAAUUUUGAACUGGAAAACUCUGGUGCUGGUUGGAGUUCCAUCUUUGAAAGGCUAGUGCAAAUCCUAUGAUCCCUGUGCUCAAUAUGCUGCCUGACUGAGCUGUCUGCAAGGCUUGAGGACGUAGGGAGUAGCGGCUUUUUUUUUUUUAAUAUAAACUUCUACCAUGUUAUCUACAUGAACUAAAUAAAUUUGAGUUGUUUUAAAACAGUGCUUCACA